GACUGCGAGGAAGGAAAAGGAAAUUCUUUGGAGAAGGAGAUCGAUUCUUUGCGCUCAUCUGCGCUAUUAGCAGCGGCGGCGGCGAGUGAAGACGGCAGCAUAAGAUCCUCCGUCGACGGCGGAACGGUAAAAAAUUUCGACAGGUUUGUUCCCAUCUUCACUCUCUUAUCGAUCUCUGGAUUUGUUUGGUUUUCCCGCCGUGGAAUCAGUCGAUUCCUUGCCCAGGUCUGAAUUCUUGUGUUUAUGAGUUUGCUCAGCUACCCUGGUCUGGAGCUCAAUUUCGCCAUUUUAGCUGAAAAGAAGAGAACUUUGGUAGUUUAUGGUUGAGGGGUUUUGUUUUUUUAACUCAUUUGGAUUGCUGAUUUCAGUGUAAUUCUCCCAACCUUUUCCUUCGCAAUGUUGUGGGCAAGUAUAAGGCAGAAACUUGUAAAUUCAGCUGGAAACGCUUCGAUCGACCGUGGCUUUACCAAUUUGUGUGGCGGAGCUAGAGGAAUUCUAGCAUACUCAUGGCCAUUAAGAGACUCGUCGGCUUAUGGAUUGAAUAGGUUGUUUUCCUCAGCAUCAGAAGCUUCCUCAACAGGAAGUGAAACCCAGGCUCCUAUGCCGAGGGCAAUGUGGAAGGGUCCGUUCGUGGAUGCUUUCCUAUUGAAGUUGAAGAACAAGGGAGAUCCGCUCAACAACAGGAAGAUCUGGUCGAGGAGGUCGGUCAUAUUGCCCGAGUUCUUGAACUCCACUGUCAGGAUAUACAAUGGGAAGUCGUUCGUUCGUUGCAAGAUCACCGAGGCCAAGGUGGGACACAAGUUCGGGGAGUUUGCUCUCACUCGAAGGAGGAAGUUCAGAGGCAGCGAUGGCAAAGGGGGUAAGACUAAGACUCUUAAGAAGGGUGGAAAGAAGUAGUAGUAGUAGUAGUAGCAGCAGCAGCCUCAUAAUUGGCUGUUCUUUGUUUUACAUCACUAGAGAAUUUGCAGUUGGAACUUACAAAAAUGAAAGAUUUUGAGAUGUGAGUUGCAAAAUGUAGUAUAUGUUGCCAUGGCAUCUUAGUUUCUGAAGUCCAUGGUUCUGAUUUCCUACAUAUUUGUUCAUUCUACUGCUGCUAAACUGGAAAACAAACCAGUUAAGCGCUGUUAUCGAUUUUUCUUAUCGAUAGAGAACGAUCUCAAACUGUCAAGCAACUGAUUUCUCGCUUUGGAUUCGUACUCGGGUUUUUUCGUUAGAAUUCGCAUUCGGGGAUGGCAUGUGAAACAUGUAGAUUAUGAACCAGUUCAUUUGAUCAUAUGCCACCCUCAAUAAAACAAAAGAAACAACCACGAUUUCACCACCUACAACUGCUGACUUCUGUCCCCAGAAACAGGACCAGCUGAUUGAGACGUCCUCCUGUUUCCAGACAAAUCACUCAUAUUAAUUUUAACAGCAUCUUAAUCUUUGCUUUUCUCAUGGAUUAUUCAUUAUUCAAGUAAUUGAACCCAGGGAGGCACGUUUUAGUGCAGUUGCAACAUCUCUGUCCUUAUCAUUGCAUCAAAAUUACACAACAGAAGGUUGAAUGUCAAAAUGGAUGAAGAUUCAUAUAUUUACAAUACUUGCAUACUUGUGUUCAUAGCAUGUGUCAGAUGGUAACGAGAAUGGCUACGAUAUAUGCACGAGCACGGCCGAUCACGUGCAUCUGUCAAGAUAGCGUAUUACACUGGUCGAUAUCAUCUUAUUGCACCGUUAUGAAAGUUUUGAGUAGUCGUGACGAAAAAGAACACAAGACACAUGAGAUGAUUACUAUAGCAUGAUACGAAAUAAAAUUUGACAUCACAAUCACUCGAAGGCAAGACCUUUCACUGCGUGCAUAAGGGGUCCUAACGAAAGACACUAGUAUUUUCCCAGGUUACAUCUUUACGCGUUUCAUGAUCUUAAUUCAACAACUCACAGUGACCGUAUAAACCAGAAGUGUCCACCAUCGAAAGUGAUUCAUUUGUGUCAUACCAAGAAAAAGAUGAGUGGCGC
Linum trigynum is the source of this 1989-nucleotide messenger RNA. The record is from the annotation of a GenBank genome assembly. NCBI's taxonomy places the organism in Eukaryota, Viridiplantae, Streptophyta, Magnoliopsida, Malpighiales, Linaceae.